CGCAGACGCCGCUCCCACUCCUCACUUCCGCUUCCUCGCAGCGCGGACCUCUGUGCCUCCCGGACUUUGCGACCGCGGCGGCAGCUGGUGAAGAUGUUAGGCCCUUUUAAGAAGAACGCCGUCAUCGGCCUCAACCUGUACUGUGGCGGGGCCGGCGCUCCCCCGUCCGGCGCGCCCCUGCUGGCUCCUGGCAAAGGAACGACCGUGGAGAGUUCGGCGCCGCGGUGCGACGGCGGGCAAGUGGAAGCGGGGACGACGACGACGUCAGCGGCGGCGGUGGCGGGAGCGGGGUUAAUUGGCGGAAGCGGCGGCGCGAGUCUCCCGGACCUGGUGCCGGGCGCCCGGGGGGUCCCGCGGACUGCGCUCAUUGGCGCGGAGGUUCCCGACGUCACCGCCACCACGCCGGGACCGUUGUUAUUCUCGCGGAGCUGCCGCCUCUCCUUGCCCGCCGCCGGGGCCGCGGACGCCGUCAUGUCCCCCGAGGACGAGCUGGACGGCUACGAGCCCGAGCCCCCUGGGAAGCGGCCCGCCCGCCGGUCGCUGCUGGCCCUGACCCUGGCUCGAGAGGGCGGGGACACCUCGAGCGGCUCCCACGGCUCGCUGCCCUCGACUCCGCCCUCGGCCGAGGAGGAGGAAGACGAGCUGUACGAGCAGUCCUUGGAGCUGAUCACCCGGUACCUGCGCGAGCAGGCGGCCGGCUCCAAGGACGCCAAGCCCCUGCGCAGCGGGAAGGCCCUGGAGACCCUGCGGCGCGUGGCGGACGGCGUCCAGCGCAACCACGAGACGGCUUUCCAAGGCAUGCUUCGGAAACUGGACAUCAAGAACGAAGAGGAUAUUAAAGCUGUGUCUCGAGUGGUAACUUGUGUGUUCAGUGAUGGAGUAACAAACUGGGGCCGGAUUGUGACUCUCAUUUCUUUCGGUGCCUUUGUGGCAAAGCACUUGAAGAGCAUAAACCAGGAAAGUUGCAUAGACCCACUAGCAGAAAACCUAGCAGAUGUACUGGUCAAGACAAAAAGGGACUGGCUCAUUAAGCAAAAGGGCUGGGAGGGGUUUGUGGAAUUCUUUCAUGUAGAGGACCUAGAAGGUGGCAUCAGAAAUGUGCUGCUCGCCUUUGCCGGUGUUGCUGGAGUAGGAGCUGGUUUGGCAUAUCUAAUAAGAUAGCCUUGUAAGUGCAAUAAAUGACUUGUAACCAACUCCAGGCACCAAAACUGCACACUUCUGCUGUGAAAUUAGAAGUAUUUAUGAAGCUGGACAUCAAGCCACCCAGGCUAGAACAUCCAAGAAUCCUUCUAGAGCACUGAGUACUAGCAGGAAAAGGAAGUGGUAUUCUACCUCUUGGGUAGAGGCAGAAGGGGACUUGGAUAAGAAUAAAUACUAGUGGAAAAUGUGCCCUGCUUCCUAGAAGAACAGCCAUCUGAAAGAAGCAAACUUGUCUGUCUCAGCAACAGGCAGAUCUUGGGGGAAGACCAGGAAGAGAUUUAGUGAUAGGGUUGAGAGAACUUUCUUCCUUCACAAAUAACAGUGGUCCGUAGACUUCCUAGUCAUAGAACUGUUUGAGAAAUCUCUCUUGAAUUCGCUAGUUUCACAGGAUGAAAAAAGCACUAACAAUGCCAUGGGCCUAAGUUCUGCUUUAUAUAACUAUGACCGGAAUCUUCUUUAAAGUAUCACAGUGAAAGUGGUGUGGCUCAAGGUGGGAGGCAAAUUCCAAGUGUACCCAGGUAUACCUACCUGCUCGCUCAAUCUCUUUUUUUUCUUUCUUUCUUUUUUUGGCAUGGUGUUGAGUGAGUUUAUUACUCUGGUGAUACUUAUGGAUGAGUUACAGUACAGAAAUUAACUGUUGUAUAGACAAACUUUUUAGAGCCUUCCCCCAAAAAAAAGAACAAAAAAAAUUGUAAAUGUGUUUAUAUCUGUAAAAAUUUGUAUAUAUUUUUACAGAAAUUUAUUUCCUUGAAAUGUUGUAAGGAAAGAUUCUGUGUUUAGGGUUCUUUCUCCUACCUUCUAAAAUUUGUAAUUUGUUUAGCCAGGUGAUUUAGAACCCUUGUCUUCUGUGUAACAUUUCUGAUCUUAACCAGUCCCAUAUUUUUGGUAUUCAGAGCCAACUUGUGAUGUAUUCAAAGGCUACACAGUUAUGAAUCAGUUUUUAAAACUACCUUUGUGUUAUUUUCCUUGUGGAUAGGGCUUAUUCUUUGAAGGGAUCUGGGAUUGGGGGAGGAAAAGUGUAGUACAUGAAAAGAUUGAGUCGUGCAGCUUCUUAACAAUUGAGCCAAAGUAAUUUUUAGAACUUGCAUUGAGUUAUUUUUGUUUGUUUUUUUUACAAAUAAUGGCUUUUGUGUUCAUGCCAUCAUGCACAUACAUUCAGUUUGAGUUCUCCGUUUUUGAGUCACUGCCAUCUGACUCUUCAUGUUAUUAAUACAGUUUAGUUUGUGGGCUUAGUUUUAUUUUCCAGAACUUUCUCACACUUUUCACCUAAAUUUCUGUAGCAGACUUUGUGUAGGAAGUCAUCCACCUGAAGCAAACAUAACCUUGUUUGCUCUAAAAAACUGCAAGUAAAUGUAAAGAAAGAUAAAUGCUAACCAUGGUGCUAUUAUUAGGCUUGCUUGUCAAAUACAGGGUAAGGCCUAGUCUGUCAAUAAAACAAGUGUUUCUAUAUUGUUCAGAAUUUGCUAUUGCAAUGAUUCCCAAACUCUUGGCCAAAGACACUCAGCUUUGGCCUCUGUCUGGAUAGCAGACUUGCUUUCCAUUUUUCUCCCAAAUUACUCUUUCUUUUCAAACAUUUGUUUCCUCUAGCUCCAGCCCUUCUAUAAGUAACUGUGGGACCAAUCGCUGUUACUCUUCCUUCUCCUUUCAGAAUGUGGCUCUGUAGACUCAGGUGACCUCAGAUGGUCCCUGCACCCCCUUCUCAGAGUUGUGAACCUUCUUGUCUCCCAGUGUUCUAUUGGAUAGAGACUUUGGGCUUGGUGCCUGUGUCUGCAGGGAUGGGAAAGUCUUGCGCUGGUGCCCUUUUGCUAAACCUGUGUUUUGAUUGAUUUUUUCUUUGAAAGUCCCUUUGCUGUUUGGGCUUUUCAGAGAAAGGGGAAAAGAUCUUGCUGUGUGGUGUCUUCUACAAAUGGCCUUUUGGGUGGGGGAGGGUGUGUCUCCAAAGUCCUUUAGAAGGUGAAUGGCUGAAUCACUUUGUCACCUUUCUGGAUUGUUUUUCACUGGGGGCACUUAAACCUUUUAAAGUGGUGAGUUGGGUUUGUAUAAAAGUGUUAAACCUCACAGAGCUACCUAACAGUUAUUGACCUGUUUGAAAAUAACUUGGCUGUGGAGCUGGUUUAAUCUGAAAAACUGCCACAUUGUUGCCAUUGAAUUAGACCUUUAGUCUGUGGACUUUGUGUAGCUAAAAUAAGCAUACAUCAAGUUUGAGUAAGAAUGUAGUAGGGAAGAAUGACCUGCCUGCUCAUCUCUAAGCCAUGAGGCCUAAUGCUGGAGCUGUUUUUGCCCUAGUUGUGUUUCUCAUUCUUAAUCAUAAUUCCGCUUAUUUAUAUCAUACAUAUCGGAGGAACUAAAAGCACUUUAUAUAGUUUUUAUAGCUUCAAAAUCCACAUGAAAGGGGCAAGAGAAAUUCUACCCCAUUUUACAGCUGGGGAAAUUAAGGCACAAAAAGGGUGUCACCCAAUAAACCAACAGUGGAGCUCCUCAUAAAGAUCUUGACUUCCAGAUCAUUAUGAAGGGAUUCUAUUGGUAGAGUCUGAGACCUCAGAUCGGAGAAUUUGGUUUGUGGGAUGAGAAGAGUUAGGGUUUGGGGGAGGGGGAAGAGGGGAAUGCGCUCCUGAGGAAGUGUAGGGAGAAGAAAAGAACCUCAGUGCGUUAAAGGACUGGCCACUCUUACAUAAUUGAUUCCAGUCCUGAGACGAAAAGGGAAGGGGUGGUGGCGCAAGGGAUGCUCCGAGGAACCGCAUGUAUCAUUUUCUUCUGCUUCACUCAGGGAAAUCGGUUGAAAUCCCUGGUCUAGGCUUCCCUACAAAUCCUGUGUCUGGGGAGUGUACGCCCUGCCUGAUGCUCCUCUUGAAGAGGUGAGCCAGGGAGGGUGAGGACCAAUGGCAAAAUACACAGGUUAUAAAAUCUCGUUUGUUUUCUUAACUUCCUGUUUUUUUCUGAGAAAAGGAUAAUAAAUCUUUUAUUUAAAUUAAA
Messenger RNA from Phascolarctos cinereus (koala), 4173 nucleotides. It is a transcript of the gene MCL1, whose product is annotated as MCL1 apoptosis regulator, BCL2 family member. Lineage: Eukaryota; Metazoa; Chordata; Mammalia; Diprotodontia; Phascolarctidae. Gene Ontology annotation, molecular function: BH domain binding; channel activity. Gene Ontology annotation, cellular component: mitochondrial outer membrane. The record is from RefSeq and is a predicted model, not a curated record. Gene Ontology annotation, biological process: release of cytochrome c from mitochondria; extrinsic apoptotic signaling pathway in absence of ligand; mitochondrial fusion.